Messenger RNA from Fragaria vesca subsp. vesca, 1677 nucleotides. RefSeq lists its product as uncharacterized. Lineage: Eukaryota; Viridiplantae; Streptophyta; Magnoliopsida; Rosales; Rosaceae. The record is from RefSeq and is a predicted model, not a curated record.
AUGUAUGCUACUAAUUUGACAAAGGGUCAGGCAUUUCCAUUGGCUAUUAGGGUUUGCUCGAAACCCAGAAGCUUUAAAGGGUUUGACACCCAAAAGGCCCAGUCUUUACAGAUUGGUGCUCACCCAAAAACCUCACUAAACCUUAGCUUUAGUAAACCCCAAUCCCCCUUGGUUGAUUUUCAUAAUGGUUCUAGUUAUAGGGUUGUAGGAAAUGACGGUGUUGUGAAACCCAGAUGUUAUUCGAGCGGGUUCAGGGUUAAAAGUGGUACACAGAAUUGGGUUUUGGUGAGAGGGAGAGGCUUUUCGAAUUGGACUAAUGGAAGUAGGCUGCCGUGGUUGGCAGCUAAGGAAGCGAAACGGUUGGAGCAGAGUAGAGGUGGAGAACGCCGUAGUAAGUCCUCUUGGGACAAAUCAGCGAAAAGAGUAGAGGAAGAAAGGAAGCCGAAAACUGAGCGAUCUUCUUGGGAGGUGUCUGCAGAAGGUCUUGUUCGGAUUGGUGGUCCAUCGGAAAGGAAGAGUGCAGAAAGAAGAAAUGGAAUGAUGGAUAGGCGAAGUGAGUACAGUGAAGAAGCCAAUUCAGAAGGGAGUGGAGAGGAAGAAGAAAUGGAGGCUGGUGAAGAUCCAAGGUGGGAUCAGAUCAAGAAUAAGUUCAGGAGAAUGGAAGAUGUCAAUGCCGAGAAACCUGAGUAUUGAAGGUGGGAUAGGCAGGAAAGUUGGGGCAGAAAGACAUGGCAAGAGGCUAGUGAAUUGUCGGUACCUAGACUGGUUGGCCAAGGUCUUUAUGGUGUCGGUCCAGUUUUGGCUGCUUUGUCAGCUGGAAGAAGAUAAUUUUAUACGUUGUAUGUUCAAGAAGGCUUGGUUUUGAGCAAUAAUAAUAAAGACAAGAAGGGAUUUGAGAGAGUCUUGAGGAUGGCUGUAAAUUUUGGGGUGACCAUAAAGGAGUUGCGCAAGCAUGAUCUUAAUAUGGCUGCUGAUAAUCGACCCCAUCAGGGUCUGCUUCUAGAUGCUUCCCCAUUGGAGAUGGUUAAAAUUAAGGAAUUGGACCCUAUUUCAGUCGAGGAAGACAAGGGUGCUCUUUGGGUAGCUUUGGAUGAGGUUACAGAUCCUCAAAAUUUGGGGGCAAUCAUCAGGUCCUCUCACUACUUUGGAGCUGCAGGGGUGGUGUUAUGUGCAAAGAAUUCAGCCUCGCUGAGUGGUGUUGUGAGUAAAGCGAGUGCAGGCUCACUUGAGUUAAUAGAGUUGCGAUAUUGUAAGAACAUGAUGCAGUUUCUAACAUCCUCAUCUGAAAAUGGUUGGCGUGUUCUUGGCGGUUCUGUUUCUAGCAAAGCUAUUCCCUUGAAUGAGAUAGUACCUAGUGAACCAACCAUUCUUGUUCUGGGUAGUGAGGGCACUGGGUUGAGGCCUUUGGUGGAAAGAUCUUGCACUCAAUUGAUUUGAAUUCCUGGAAAUAUUCCUGUGGAUGUAACUGCCGGAGGAUUUGAUGAUAGUGAAUCUGUUGAAGUGAAUCAUGGGUGCUCUGCUGAAGAGUUCAGGUCAUUUUUGGCUGUGGAGAGCUUGAAUGUCAGUGUUGCAGCUGGCGUGCUUCUUCAUCACUUAAUGGGAAACAAUGAGAAGAGUGAAGUUCAUGCGGUUGCUCAGCAGAAUAACGGACUGGAUCAAGAUUCUACACUCCAUUAA